AUGAAAAAUAAUUUUGGUCUCCCUUCCCCCUCUAUCUCUGAUUCUCUCUGCUCCCCUCUCUCUCUGAUUUUUUUCUUUUCAUCUCUCUCCCCAAUUCUCUCUGAUUAUCUCUGUUCAUCUCUCUCUGUGUCCAAUUAUCUCUGUUCAUCUCUCUCUGUGUCCAAUUAUCUCUGCUCCUCUCUCUCUGUGUCCAAUUAUCUCUGCUCCUCUCUCUCUCACACCGAUUCUCUCUGCUCCUCUCUCUCUCACCGAUUCUCUCUGCUCCUCUCUCUCUCACCGAUUCUCUCUGCUCCUCUCUCUCUCACCGAUUCUCUCUGCUCCUCUCUCUCACCCGAUUCUCUCUGUCCUCUCUCUCUCACCGAUUCUCUCUCUCCCUCUCUCUCCCCGAUUCUCUCUGCUCUUCACUCUCUCUCUGCUCCUCUCUCCCCGAUUCUCUCUGCUCCUCUCUCCCCGAUUCUCUCUGCUCCUCUCUCCUCGAUUUUCUCUGCUCCUCUCUCUCCUCCUGAUUCUCUCUGCUACUCUCUCUCUCUCUCUGAUUUUUUCUAUUCAUCUCUCUCCCCAAUUCUCUCUGAUUAUCUCUGUUCAUCUCUGUGUCCAAUUCUCUCUGAUUGUCUCUUAUCUCUCUCUCUCUCUUCAUCAUCCUCCCCCCUCUGA
Molecule: messenger RNA, 654 nt
Organism: Acanthosepion pharaonis
Lineage: Eukaryota; Metazoa; Mollusca; Cephalopoda; Sepiida; Sepiidae
Source: the annotation of a GenBank genome assembly